AUGGGGGACAGUUGGCCCUGGAAAAUUCUAAAGUAUGCCUCAUCAACGGUACAGCUACUGGAUUAUCUAGUACUUCCAAAAUAUUUAUCACUUAAAUCAAAUCAUUCAGGCAUUGGAUCCUUUACCGUGGUCGAUGGGAAACUCGUAGAGGGCGCUGAUGCUGGAAUUACAUUCUUCUUGGAUGUUGAUAAGAUUGGUUCGAGUAGGGCUCAAGCAGUUGCUGAACUUCUACAAGAGUUGAACGAGGAUGUUAAAGGAUUUCAUCUUGCUGAGGACCCUGUCACUCUCAUCGAAACUAGACCAGAAUAUUUCUUGCAAUUCUCCAUUGUUAUUUCUACAGAAGUCCCCGAAAGUUCUUUACUAAAAUUAGCCGAAGUUUUAUGGAUCGCAAAAAUUCCGCUAGUUGUAGUACGUUCUGUUGGAUUCAUUGGGUAUUUUCGUAUCGUGGUUCCGGAACAUACUGUUGUUGAGACACAUCCAGAUAAUGUUGUUGAUCUAAGGCUAGACAAACCUUUUUCUGCUCUAGAGCAAUAUGUUAUGACCUUUGAUUUUGAUUCGAUGGAUAAUAUGGAUCAUGGACAUAUCCCUUACGUGGUGAUUUUGUUAAAGUAUCUGGAUCAAUGGAAACUAGAACAUGACGGGAACCUACCAAAAACGUAUUCUGAAAGAGAUGAGUUCAAGUCGAUGAUAUCUAGGGGUAGGAGAAAUUUCGACGAAGAAAACUUUGAUGAAGCACUGUCCAAUGCAUGGAAAGCAUACACAUCCUCCAAGGUUCCGCAUGAAGUCGAAGAGCUUUUUAAUGAUUCUGCAUGUGAAAACAUCACUUCUAAUUCAUCAAACUUCUGGAUCAUUAUGCGUGCUGUUCGGGAUUUUGUGACCAACGAAGGACAAGGCUUGCUACCUUUGGCGGGGGCUGUGCCGGACAUGAAAGCCUAUACUUCUGGCUAUGUUGCAUUACAAACUGUCUAUCGUCAAAAGGCAAAACAAGAUGUCGCUAUAAUUCGCACUCGUGUCGAUGACAUUCUGAGAUCAAUUGGACGAACGACAGACUCCAUACACGACGAAGAAAUUGACGUUUUUUGUAAGAAUGCAGCUUACAUUAAAGUUAUUCGAUAUAGGUCAUUACAAGAAGAAUAUAUAAGUGAUCAAAAGAAAGUUGAAAUUGAUGCUGCAACUUUCUUUAGUGAAGGUGAUCCGGAAGAAGCUAGCGAAGCAACAAAAUCAGAGUUUGAGGCGUUUAAAGCUCAAGUUCACACCUUGUUGGAAGAUUUGCAAAUUUCGAACAUACCCGAACAUUUAGAUGACUAUAUUCAUGAGAUUUGCCGAGCUGGAGGAUCCGAAUUACCCAGCAUUGCAGCAUUUGUCGGCGGCUUAGUAUCCCAAGAAGUAAUUAAACUUAUCACUCGCCAAUACAUUCCUGUGAACAACACUUGUAUAUUUGAUGGCGUGAAAUCUGCUGCCUCAACCUAUAUAUUAUAG
This is a messenger RNA of Acaulospora colombiana, 1479 nucleotides long. Lineage: Eukaryota; Fungi; Glomeromycota; Glomeromycetes; Diversisporales; Acaulosporaceae. The record is from the annotation of a GenBank genome assembly.